AGACAGUUUCGCCCUAGUCGUUGAUGAAGUUAAUCAAUAUUUUUAGAAAAAAUGUCUCUCUGUGAUAAGGCAGUGUUGGUAACAGGAGCCUGCAGUGGCAUAGGUUACGCAAUUGCACAGGAAUUGCUCAAAAACAAUCUUAAAACAUUAGUUGUGCUUGAUAUUCAUUCAAAACCUGAAUGCAUAGACAAUUGGAAGGAACAAUAUCCAAAAAUUAGUAUCAAAUAUUUUAUGGUUAAUGUUGCCGUUGAUGAAGAAAUUAAGCAAUGCUACGAAGCCAUUGCGAAGGAUCUCGGUACAUUAGACAUCGUUAUAAAUUGUGCUGGGAUCUUAGAUGAGAGUGAUUAUGUAAAAAUGAUCAAUGUUAAUCUUGGUGGUGUAAUUGGAUCCACUUUCCGAGCAAUUGAAAAUAUGAGGAAGGACGUUAAAGGACACGGUGGUGUGAUUGUCAACAUAUCCUCCAUCUUAGGACUCGACCCAGCAAGUGUUAUUCCUACUUAUAGUGCUACAAAGCAUGCGAUCAUUGCUUUUCAUAGAUCAGUGUCUUUUGGAAAUGACAAUAUGGGCAUCAAGUUUAUUUGCAUUUGUCCAGGAUUUACAGCUACUCCUUUGUACAAGAAUGCUAGAAAGCCAGGAUUUUAUUUUAAUUUUGGCGAAGAGAAGCUCAAAAUGAUGAAGGAUGCCAAUAUAAAGAAACAAACCCCUGAAGUUAUUGCUGUUGGUCUUGUGAGACUUUUAGACGAAGCUAAGAAUGGAAGCGUAUGGGUGAUCGAAGACAGCGAAUGGAGGGAACAAACAUUCCCUAAAUUGAAGUACUAGGCCGCAUUUUGUAAUAUUUUUUAUGGUCCCACAAAAACCAAGUUAUAAAUAAAACAGAUUAUUAAAAGCCAAAAAAAA
Messenger RNA from Phlebotomus papatasi, 897 nucleotides. RefSeq names its product development-specific 25 kDa protein-like. NCBI's taxonomy places the organism in Eukaryota, Metazoa, Arthropoda, Insecta, Diptera, Psychodidae. The record is from RefSeq and is a predicted model, not a curated record. Gene Ontology annotation, cellular component: cytoplasm. Bases 52 to 819 code for a protein of 255 amino acids. The transcript has 2 exons. Gene Ontology annotation, molecular function: oxidoreductase activity, acting on the CH-OH group of donors, NAD or NADP as acceptor.